This is a messenger RNA of Arabidopsis thaliana (thale cress), 1273 nucleotides long. RefSeq names its product SAUR-like auxin-responsive protein family. The transcript has a single exon. The record is from RefSeq and is marked reviewed. Gene Ontology annotation, biological process: response to auxin. The coding region runs from base 387 to 839 and encodes 150 amino acids. Lineage: Eukaryota; Viridiplantae; Streptophyta; Magnoliopsida; Brassicales; Brassicaceae.
GUUUCUGAAAAAAAUUUGUUAAAAAGAAUGAAAACAAAAACAGAGCUAUGAAUCUUUUAUUUAUAAGAUAAAGAAGGAAAAAAAAAGAGAAAAAAAAUCAAAAAACCAUAAAUAGAGAAGAGUAAAAUCGUAAUUUAGCAAACGUUAGAGGGGCAAAAUGAAACCUAAAUGAUUAACCUUUAAAUACCGUAACGCUCCCUUCAAUAUUCCCCUGCUUGCCGUAUUAUUCCAAAAUUUGGUGAAAGCAACGCCUAAAGCAAAAAUGUCUCUUCUCUAACCUUUUUUUUUUUUUUUUUUUUUUGCUCUCCAACUUUCCCUUCAUUUUCUGGGGAAAAGCGAGCCAAAAAACGCAAAAGCAAUCCACAAGAAGCAAUUGUUCGAUAUCAAUGGGGAAGAACAAUAAGAUCGGAAGCGUUGUUCGGAUCCGUCAGAUGCUUAAACAAUGGCAGAAAAAAGCUCACAUCGGAUCUAGCAACAACGAUCCUGUUUCCGAUGUACCUCCUGGUCACGUUGCUGUUUCCGUCGGUGAGAAUCGUCGGAGAUACGUUGUCCGUGCUAAGCAUUUGAACCAUCCGAUUUUCCGACGGCUUCUAGCUGAGGCUGAGGAAGAGUAUGGAUUCGCUAACGUUGGUCCGUUAGCGAUUCCUUGUGAUGAAUCGUUGUUUGAGGAUAUUAUUGCGAUUGUGACUCGGUGUGAGUCGUCAUCAUCAUCUGGACGAGGUAAUCCUCCGGCGGCGACGCUUGAGGAUCUCCGGAGGUGUAGUCAUGUUGGAUUGGCGAAGAACAACGUUGAAUCUCGUCCGUUACUUCCUGGGAUUGCUGAAAAAUCUGUGUGCUAAUGAAAUUUGCAAACGGAAUGUGAUUGAAACUUUGGUUAGAGAUUUAAUUUUGAAAGUUUUAAUUUAAUUUCGUUGCUAUUUUUUUUAAUGAUUUUUGACUUUGUUUUUGGGAAGGAGAUGGCAAAAUUAGGGUUUGAUAUUGUUUUUGGUUGUCGCCAGUGUCGUCGUCCCAGAAUGAUGAAGAUUUGAUGAAGGAGAUAGUUUUUUUGGAGAGAGGAGCCCUCAGUUUUUAAUUUAGAUAUUUUUGAUUCUGGUCGAGAGAUUCUUAUUUAUAUUUCUCUUGGCUAUUUUCAAUUUGUAUAUUCAGAUUUCUGAAUUUUAACUGAGGAAUAAUAAAUUAAUUUGGAAUUAUUGUUGUCAAUUUAUUUGUUUAUUGCUUAAAGAAAGAUGCUUUUUGAUUUUCUCAUUAUAGUUCUUGACUUCUUGUUACCGAA